CCACCAAUGACACUACUUGAAAGUAAAGCUGUUAUCUGUCAAUUGAUAAUUUAAAAUUUGUGGUCAAUUUUGAAUUUGUGGUUAUGUAUUUGUUGUGUUUCAGUCUAUACAAUAAAACAAUAAAUAACCGCAAAUAAGAAAUAGUAAAAUGUAAUAAACUGUUCGUGAUUAAAAGAAAACCUGUAUUGUCAAGAAAGUUUUUAAUCCAGCGUUUGUUGAAUAAUAAUUGGCGAACCUCUAACUAAUAUUGGAACAGACUCACAUUUAAGCUCACAUUAUAAAAAUGUCUUUUUCGUUUGGGUCUGCUACAACUUCACAAGCCGCGCCGUUUGGAUCAGCAGCUAAACCGUCAUUUUCAUUUGGAAGUACAAAUACUGCUACAACAAGCACUGCAGGAUUUGGUGGUUUUGGAACAAGCACAACAUCAUCAGGAUUUGGUAGCUUUGGCACUACUAAUACUGCAACCCCAUUUGGUGGCAUUGGCACUACUCCUGCAUCUACAGCACCAUCAUUGUUUGGUGGAACAGGUUUUGGCUCAACUGCAGCUAAACCAACUACAGGGUUUGGAACAGGCACAUUUGGUACAGGUUCAUUUGGUACCACUUCCGGCUUUGGCACUAAUACAUCAACAUUUGGCAGUACAGCACCAACAUUUGGAACAAAUACAUUUGGAACAUCUACAUUUGGUACUGGAUCAUCAUUUGGUUCUACAUUCGGUAAACCUGCUACAACAGGUUUUGGUGGGUUUGGAACUGGUCUUGGGACAACACCAGCGUUUGGUCAGCAACAGCAGCAACAGCAACAGCAACAGCAGCAACAACCUCAAGGACCAACAAACGCACAUGAAGCUCUUGUUGCAGCAGUAUUCAAUUGCAAUGUUUUUGGAGAUGAGAGAGACCAAGUGUUGGCAAAGUGGAAUCUUUUGCAAGCACAAUGGGGAACUGGCCAAGCUUACUACAGCCGCAAUGCACCACCAUUAGAAUUAAAUGAACAAAACCCAUUGUGCCGAUUUAAGGCUGUGGGGUAUUCUAGACUUGGUGGGAAGGAAGAUAAGGAUGGACAUGUUGCUAUGAUAUUUUCAAAGCCUGAACAGGAAAUCAAAAAUAAUCAACAAGGUUUUAUAACUUCUCUAUCUGGCCUCCUGGGGAACAAACCUAAUUUAGCUGUGAACAUUGAAUCUGUAAAAGCUGUUUCAGAUAAAAAAUGCCAGGUGGUGGUGUACGUAGUGGACAAGGGCGCGGGCGGGUCCCACAUUAGCGCAUCCGAACUGAGCGCUUUUUUGAAUGCGGGUGCUGCGCGUAAUGCGCUCACGGGUGCGGGCUGCGCUGCGGUCACGCCCGUCACUCGGCCCACGCCACAGAUGUUGGAUCAGUACUUGCAGACGCCUCCGCCAGGAAUGGAUAUGAGGCUCUGGAAACAAGCCCAAGCUGAUAAUCCCGAUCCACAAAAUUACAUUCCCGUGCCUAUCGUUGGAUUUUCCGAGAUAAAGUUCCGCGCGCAAUGCCAAACGUCGGAGUCGCAGCUGCAAGCAAGCUACUUGCGCAAGGCGUCGGACACGCUGAGCGAGCUGCGCACGCGCCGCGCCGCGUCCGCCGCCACGCUCGCGCAGCUAGCCGCUAGACUGCACUCGCUCCGGCACACGCUGCUGCAGAUUAUUGCACGCCAAGAAGUGGUGGGUCGUGUUGGUGCGGCUCUCAGUCCGGAGGAGGAGGCUUCGCGGGCGAGACUUCAAGAAUUAGCCUCGCAGUUAGCUGCUCCGCCUCUUUAUAAUGGUCGUUUGAACGAGCUCUUGUGCGCAGUGCGACUACAACGCAGCGCGAGUGCGGGCGCACCUCACGAAAGAUAUCAUUUGGAUCCGGGUGCGCAAGAAGACGUGAAACAAUUUUUGUCGCUACAACAGCGCGGUAUGGCACAUCUAAUGGAAACGGCCAAGAAGGAUCUCGUUGCGCUCAACACGAUCGCGGAGGGGAUGGCAAAACUCGUGCGCGCGUAGCGUACAACCAAUGUCAAUUAUCCCGUAUAGUGGGAAGAAUUUGUGUAAAAAUACUUAAUUUGGUUACUUUGUGUUUUUGGGAAUAAAAUGUUGUUUUGCACUGA
Molecule: messenger RNA, 2097 nt
Organism: Colias croceus (clouded yellow)
Lineage: Eukaryota; Metazoa; Arthropoda; Insecta; Lepidoptera; Pieridae
Gene: Nup54
Product: probable nucleoporin Nup54
Exons: 13
Coding region: 284-1993 (569 amino acids)
Biological process (GO): NLS-bearing protein import into nucleus; protein localization to nuclear inner membrane; nuclear pore organization
Cellular component (GO): nuclear pore; nuclear pore central transport channel
Molecular function (GO): structural constituent of nuclear pore
Source: RefSeq, a predicted model, not a curated record